AUGUGGCAUCUCACCCUCUUCCUCCUUUCCUGCUUGGUCGAGGGCAAAAUAUCUGCCCACGAAAGACAAAAAGUAGUACAGGCUUACAACCCUCGACGGAACGCUAGCUCAGACUCAACACCUUUACAAGUGGGAAACGGGAACUUUGCCUUCGGCGCCGACAUCACCGGCCUGCAGACCUUCAAGCCCUAA
Neurospora tetraspora is the source of this 192-nucleotide messenger RNA. RefSeq lists its product as uncharacterized. The record is from RefSeq and is a predicted model, not a curated record. The transcript has a single exon. Lineage: Eukaryota; Fungi; Ascomycota; Sordariomycetes; Sordariales; Sordariaceae. The coding region runs from base 1 to 192 and encodes 63 amino acids.